AUGAAGGCAGCGGUUUUGGCAGCCGCCGCGGCCAUGGUCGCCGGUGGCGUCAGCGCGGGUCGGUCGCACGGCCACCGUCAUGCUCAUGCGCUCUUUGAGAAGAAGGGCCUCAACGGCACCGACGAGGUCUGCAAGCCGGGCUGCACCACCAUCUACAGCACCAUCACCGGUGAAAUGACCAUCGUUCCCCCCGCCCCCAAGACCACGUCUACCUCGGUCGCCCCCGUGCCCACAACCACCGGCCCCAUCACGGUGCCGACGCCGAUUCCCCAGACCUGCCCGACUCCUGGCACCUACACCUUCCCUGCGACUACCGUCGUGGUGACCGAGACGACCACCGUCUGCGGCGCCACCACAACACAGGUCCCUAGCGGCACCCACACUCUGGGCGGUGUUACCACCGUUGUGACGACGGCCACUACGGUUGUCUGCCCCGUCGCCACCACCGAGACCCAGAACGGCGUCGUCACCAGCGUCAUCAAGACGACCACCUUCGUCUGCCCCUCGGCCGGCACCUAUACCAUUGCCCCGAUCACCACAACUGUCCCCAGCGUCACCACGGUUGUUGUCCCCGUCGUCACCACUUACUGCCCCGGCACCUACACUGCCCCCGCUGUUGUCACUACCGUCACCGAGACCAACGUCGUUGUCUACUGCCCCUUCACCUCGCAGGCGCCUGAGCCCACCCUUGCUCCGGCUCCUACCUCGCCCGCUCCCGCCCCGGCUGAGUCUUCGCCUGCUGAGUCCGCCCCUGCUGCCCCUGCCCCCAGCCUCGGCACCAGCGGCAAGAAGUGGGCCAUGACCUACACCCCAUUCACCCCUGAGGGUGGCUGCAAGGGCGCCGAGGAGGUCAUGUCGGAUGUCGCCGCCAUUGCCGGCGCUGGCUUCACUACGCUGCGUGUCUACUCGACCGACUGCGACACCCUUCCCAACGUCGGCGCCGCUGCGCGCGCUCACGGUCUGCGCAUGAUUAUUGGCAUCUUCAUUGGCAAGGUCGGCUGCGACAACGGCAACCCGGAUGUUGCCGAGCAGAUCGCCGCCCUCAAGGAGUGGAGCCAGUGGGAUCUAGUCGACCUGUGCGUCGUCGGUAACGAGGCCAUGUUCAACGGCUUCUGUAGCGUCUCGGAGCUCACCAGCCUCAUCACGCGCGUCAAGUCUGAGCUCGCCUCGGUUGGCUACAACGGCCCCUUUACCACAACCGAUGUCGUCUCGGCCUGGAUCGGCAACGAUGUUUCGUCCGUCUGCUCCGUCAUCGACGUGGUUGCCACCAACGCCCACGCUUACUUCAACUCGGAGACUUCUCCCUCGGCCGCCGGCAAGUUCGUCGCUGGCCAGCUCUCGAUUGUCGAGAACGUCUGCGGCAAGCCUGGUUACGUCAUGGAGACUGGCUGGCCCAACGCCGGCAAAUGCAACGGCGUCGCCUGCCCCGGUGAGGCCGAGCAGCGCACCGCCAUCGAGUCGAUCGAGAGCGAGCUCGGCAACAAGGUCGUCUUCUUCUCCUUCCGCGACGACCCCUGGAAGCAACCCGGCGACUGCGACUGCGAGCAGCACUGGGGCUGCGCCAAGGUCUGGGGCCUCUAA
This is a messenger RNA of Parathielavia appendiculata, 1581 nucleotides long. Its product is annotated as glycoside hydrolase family 17 protein. The record is from RefSeq and is a predicted model, not a curated record. Gene Ontology annotation, molecular function: glucan endo-1,3-beta-D-glucosidase activity. Bases 1 to 1581 code for a protein of 526 amino acids. Lineage: Eukaryota; Fungi; Ascomycota; Sordariomycetes; Sordariales; Chaetomiaceae. Gene Ontology annotation, cellular component: extracellular region; fungal-type cell wall; cell surface. The transcript is spliced from 2 exons. Gene Ontology annotation, biological process: cell wall organization.